GUAUAUACGUAGACCCCAUAUGACUCAACAGAAAUAUUUGAAGCGUUAACACUUUGUCAUCUGUAUUUCUAUGUAUUUUGUAUUUUGGUCUAAUAGCUGAGUAGUGUAUCCUCAACAAUGUUGGUCGUUUUCAUGGGAGAUGUCGGUCGUACAGCCACAUUUGACAUGCAGCUCGCGAUGGGAAGUGUCUCUCAACUUCAAGACACAAUCGCCAAUCGCCUCCACAUUCCAGUAGAGAAGCAAGUUUUGUUGUCAUGUAGCGGAGAAACCUUACAGCCGUCGUGCCGCGUCGCCAAUUUCAGUACAGGAACGGAAACGAGCCCCAUUUUCCUGUUCGACAAGAGCAAUAUUGAGUCAUUGACACCGCCUGCUGCUACAGUACACUCAACCAACGAUGGGAAACUGUUAAGUCAAGUGCAGAUGGCAUUGCAAAUGCGACCUUCACAAGAGACUGUGGUGAGACGAGCACAACUGGCUACAGAAUUCCAUCAUCAUGCUGUUGAACUACAUCAGUCAUGUGCUCAACUUGUCAACGAGCAGGGAAUGCAGCAGAGAGCUUGGAAGGCGGUUAUUGCUAAUUUGGAACGAAUUGGAAGGGCGUUUAGUGAUCGCUUGGAGACUUUAAAAGAACUCUACAACGAAAUCCUGUUGUCUAAAGUCAAUUUUAUUGAGCAUCUACAAACAUUUGAUGUGUCUAUUUCUGAAUUGCGGAAGAUCAUUCUUCCUCAGUGUUUAUUAAGAUCACCUGAGUUUACUGGCCUUCUCAGUCCAAGUACAAAGGAGUCAUUUGAACUUGUUCCCAGCAACACAGACACAACGAAAGAUGAUGAAGUAUCACUACUAGACUGGAUAUCAGCUCAUGAUCAAAAAUGUCUGUUGGAAGAGUUGGGUGCCAAUUGUCACAAGUCAUUGGAUCAGCUGAGUUCUAAACAUUUGGAAGAUAUUAUGAGUAAAAUGUCAUCAGUUCAAGCAUUUUUUGCUAAUCACGAGAUGAAGGAGGUGUCUGGUCUUGAUGAUCGUAUUCACAUGCUGAAACAGCAACUAAAUGAUGCUGCAUCACUGGAGAAGGAAGUGCUGGAGAUUUCUCAAGGAUUUCAGCAAAACAAAAUGAGAGCUCAGUCUCUUAGAGACGCUUCUGUGCUUCCUGAUUUGUGUGCUGGACACGAGAGGCAACUGAAAAUGUUGGUUCAAAAUCACACGCAACUGAAAGAAGUUCGUUGUCGUUUCACAAAUGCGAAACAUGAACUAUGUGCGAAUCUUCACACUCGUCUACGUUGGGUGGUGUUUGUACAGAAACAAGUUGCAGACUGUGACAGCAGUAUCAUUCUACGCUGCGAGAGUCUCAAGAAACUAAAAAAGAAAUUAGAGAUUGUUGAGCAGGUAAACUCAGCGCCACGUUUGUUCAUCACAGCAGCCGCAGAAGUUGUGAGACGUCGGAAAUACAACACACAGUUUGUCACCUGGUGUGAAGAUGUCACAACGUGGUCACAUGAUGUGCUCAGUGAAGAAACAGCAAUGAGAGGAAAGUUUAACAAAGCAAUGGGAACACAUUUCCUUCAAUGUUUCUUUCCUGGUUUGGCCGAGAAGCCGCCGAGUUUUCUUAUGAGAAAGCCUCUGAUGUUCAAUGAGAGUUUACCUGAAAUGACUGAGACAGAUUUGGAGAUGUUUAAGAUAGCCUUGCCUUCUCUUGCAGAAUAUGCUGUUGUCAGUGAACCUUUCCAACUUUGUCACCCCACACUGCCAACAAAGGUUGCAAACAGUUAUGACGAUGACACUAAUCUGAGGAAGGAUAUUGUUGCACCACAUAGUGACGAGAUCACUUUACUAAAGGAGGAGCUUCGUACUCUACAGAAAUCUUACGAGGAAGAGAGACGACUUGCUGAUACAGAGAAACAACAAAUAAGACAGGAAAUAGAAAUGUCAUUCAAGGAGCAAAUAGAGAGGCUUGAGACCGAGAAACAUUGUUUAGUAAAUACGGAGAGAGAAUGGCAGGAGAAAUCGUGUACCACUUUAAUGGAAUUAGAGAAGUCAAACAAACAUCUCACAGAACUUCGUUCUCACAUCAGCGAAUUAGAGCUGCAGUUGACAAUAUCACAGGAACAAACAGCAAGUGAGAACUCGGUGGAAAAGGAUAAAUGCGAACGACUAGAGCAGGAGAGGAAGACAGUAGAAGACGAGAUGAAGAGAAUGAAGAAGGAAAUGGAAGAAGGACUGAGGAAUAGAACGGAAUGGAAAGAGAAGAUGCAGAAUGAGAGGCAGGAGUUAAUACAAACUAUGAAUAAGCAACAUCAAGAGCAAGUGGAAGCUCUAAUGGCACAGCACAAAAUAGAAAUGUCAACCAAACUUGAUCAGGUCACACAAGAAUGGGAAGUGAAAUGCACAGAACUGGAGAAUGAUUUGAAAGAGUUGGAGUCAAGCAAAUCAGUGCUGAUCACACAACAAAGUGAGAGCGAGAAGCAACUGACGUUCAAACUUAAGAGUGACUAUGAGGCUCGUAUUGCCACACUACAAACAGAGAAACUGCAAGAGCUGGAAGUCGUCAAACAAAAGAAUGAUUCUUUGCUAAAGACGAGUAUUGCAAAGGCUAUUGAGUCAGGUAAAGAGGAGGCACGUCAACUGUUUGAUUUAGAAAUAGAGGAAAUGAAGAGAGGGAUGGAGGAGAUGAGAGACGAGAUUGGAGACGAAAGACGAGAGAAGGAAGAGAAGGAAAAAGAGUUGAAGCUAAUGAAGAAGAUGGUAGACAACAUUAGGAGAGAAUUAGAGGAGGAGAAACAUAAAAUGUCUUUACUUGAAAGUCAAUUGGCUGAGCCAUCAUCUUCAUCUGCUACAGACAACAAGCAAAGCAAGCAACUACAAUCCCCUCAUCCUCCAGCAUCACACGAGCCGAUAGUAUCAGCUCCUACAACAAACAUCAGUGAGAGGGGCAAUGAAAUGGCAUCAGAGGAAGGUGCAGUGACUCACAAACUGAUGGAAAAGGAAAGAGACUUGCGAGAGGCAAAACGUGAGGCUGAAGCAGAAAGGAUGAAAGCAAAGAAACUACAAGAAGACAAGGAAGAGUUUGAGAAGAAGUUAAUAAGAAAAGGACUGGAAAUGGAGUCUAAAUAUCAAGAACUAGAUCUCACUGUUGCAGACAUGACAAGAAUGCUGGCUGAACGAGGUGUGACAUAUGAUGCAACCAGGCUAUCAAAGUCUUACCAGCCAAAAGUCAGCCUUCAAGAUUUUAAAGUUGGAGAUUUGGCCCUUUUCUGUUUCUGUCAAGAUACUGGCUCAUACAGAGCAUACAGUAUUUCAUCUACACGAUACUACUUGCACCCAGAUUCGGUAGAGGCAUUGGGUCUUCAAGGAGAAGAAAGGUGAGGGUGUUGGUUACGCAUGAGAGUUAGUAAGAUAAUGAGAAAUAUGCUACAAGGGUAAUUCUCAGUAUCCAACAGAAUUGCUGACUGUCCGUCUGUCUGUCUGUCUGUCCGUCAGUCGGUUUGUCUGUGUCUGUCUGUAUGUGUCUGUCUGUGUGUCUGUCUGUUUCUGUCUCUAUGUCUGUUUAUUUAUCUGUCUUUUUGUCAAUCUACUAGUAAUUGGCAUCUAUCUACCCAUCAUGUUAUAUAACAUUUGAUGUAUUUCAUCUAGAAUUUCUUUUUCUCUUGGUUUUAUUGUAAAUCGUGAAUACUGCCAGUGCAAGAAGAAAGCUAAUCGGUUUAAGCUUCCUGUGGGUGCGAAGUUUUACCGACUGUUUGCUCAACCAUUUGUUCCAAUGAUGGCUGGAGAUCAAGAGAGUUCGAGUCCACUAGGAAGACAAGGAAUGUUACAUACUAACUAGAGCGAUUCAUGGAGUUGCAUACAUUAACUGCAAUGACAUGUUGACGAUUGCAUACUGUUAAUGUAAUAUAUUGUUCAUGCAUGCCACUUUGAUAACCAGGAGUUCCAAGGUUUGUCGUGA
Messenger RNA from Corticium candelabrum, 3934 nucleotides. RefSeq names its product RB1-inducible coiled-coil protein 1-like. The record is from RefSeq and is a predicted model, not a curated record. The coding region runs from base 118 to 3357 and encodes 1079 amino acids. Gene Ontology annotation, biological process: autophagy of peroxisome; autophagosome assembly; autophagy of mitochondrion. Gene Ontology annotation, cellular component: phagophore assembly site membrane; Atg1/ULK1 kinase complex. Gene Ontology annotation, molecular function: protein kinase binding; molecular adaptor activity. NCBI's taxonomy places the organism in Eukaryota, Metazoa, Porifera, Homoscleromorpha, Homosclerophorida, Plakinidae. The transcript has 26 exons.